Messenger RNA from Symphalangus syndactylus (siamang), 1609 nucleotides. RefSeq names its product aldo-keto reductase family 1 member C1. Gene Ontology annotation, molecular function: oxidoreductase activity. Lineage: Eukaryota; Metazoa; Chordata; Mammalia; Primates; Hylobatidae. The record is from RefSeq and is a predicted model, not a curated record.
GCCAGCUCAUUGCUCUUACAGCCUGUGAGAGAGGAAGAGAGAAACAUUUGCCAGCCAGGCCAGUGACAGAAAUGGAUUCGAAAUACCAGUGUGUGAAGCUGAAUGAUGGUCACUUCAUGCCUGUCCUGGGAUUUGGCACCUAUGCGCCUCCAGAGGUUCCUAAAAGUAAAGCUCUAGAGGCCGUCAAAUUGGCAAUAGAAGCCGGCUUCCGCCAUAUUGAUUCUGCACAUGUUUACAAUAAUGAGGAGCAGGUUGGACUGGCCAUCCGAAGCAAGAUUGCAGAUGGCAGUGUGAAGAGAGAAGACAUAUUCUACACUUCAAAGCUUUGGAGCAAUUCCCAUCGACCAGAGUUGGUCCGACCAGCCUUGGAAAGGUCACUGAAAAAUCUUCAGUUGGACUAUGUUGACCUCUAUCUUAUACAUUUUCCAGUGUCUGUAAAGGACGACAUAGGGAUUAUAACAUGGAAGAAGAGCCCCAAACCUAACUCCUAAUUCCUUUCUAUGGAAUACAUUUUGAAUCCGUACUUCGUGAUUCAUGUCUACAAGAAAAGAGAGUGCAGAAUCCUCAAAGCCUCUGCCUCAAAAACUUGAGGAAAUGACAAUCAUCUCCUUGAAGGCACAAGGUCUUAGUUAUGACUCCUGAUUUCACCUCUUGGGAUGUUCACAGACACAGAGUUUCAUGAAGCUGUGGUGUCCAGAAAAGCUGCUGCACAUAGGAUGCACAAUGAGUUUCCAUCUUCUUGCCUCUUUUCAAGGUGGGAGAACUCAGUCCGGGAGUGUCUUAAACUACAAACCUUCAGGGGAAACCUUGUUGCUUCUGCUUCCUCUCUUUUCACACUAGAGUUUUUAUUUUUGCUUAGCCAUGAAUUCUUGUGUCAUUCAUAACUUUUGCCUUAAGGUACUGAAAACUAGUCAGGCUAGUUAAUGCAAAAGGGUGUAUUAGAUAUGAUAAUGGGAAAUCCAAGCCAUGGCUACAUUAAGAAUUUGAUAAAAACUCUAAAAAUAUAUCCUUUCUCCAUCCUUAUCCCUGCUUUAUUACAAAAGGCUUUUUAAAUAUUUGUUCCAACCUUUUUCAUUGGUGGCAUUUAUGGCUUUGGAGCACUUUAAGGCCCAUGUUCAUUACUGUGAGCUCUUGUGCAUCUCCUAAUUUCCAAACUAGCCUUGAAAACACCUCCAUUGACUUCAUGAUUGCUUCAUGGUCCUGUUCAUGGAAGAUCACAUGUUCAGGGAGAUAAACAACUCUGAUAGUAGCACCUGGGUCAAAAGUACAAUCCAUUAUACCUGGAUAUCAAGGUCUUUUGCAGUUGAAGAGAGGUAUUGCCACAGAGAAAAUUAUAGGAGCAGAAGAAAGUCAAUGAAAGUCAAUGAUGGCACUCCAUUAGUAACCAGAAAGAUGGUAUUUAUUUAUACAUACAAUAGUUGUAAGAGAUUAGAGGAAGCCUAUCUCCUGAAGACAUUCCUUAUACCUUCAUAUGUAGUACACUUUGUACAUAUCAUUCUCUGGAGCAUUGCAUCACCUACCUCAUGGAGGAUUAGUGUCAUUAAAUGUACCUCAGAGCAUGGCUAUGUGUGGAGAAAUUGACUUGUGACAUCUCUAAACUGACUGCUUC